Molecule: messenger RNA, 636 nt
Organism: Prionailurus viverrinus (fishing cat)
Lineage: Eukaryota; Metazoa; Chordata; Mammalia; Carnivora; Felidae
Gene: RGS21
Product: regulator of G protein signaling 21
Exons: 5
Coding region: 1-636 (211 amino acids)
Source: RefSeq, a predicted model, not a curated record
AUGCCAUGUGCUGUGAGAUGUACAAGACUCUACCUCUGUCCUAGACAAGAAAAUAAGACCGGGAAACAGUAUUGCAGUAGGAAACAAGUGAUUAGUAGCACUGCAGUGUUACCCACUAAAGGUUAUUGCUUGAAGAUCAGUCAGAAAGAGAAAUUCGACAUCAUCUGUGACAGUCAGACAGUGGAACGAAAAAUGCCAGUGAAGUCACCAACAACAGAAACAAUGGCGUGGUCUGAAAAUAUGGACACACUUUUAACCAAUCAAGCUGGUCUAGAUGCUUUUCGAACAUUUCUAAAAUCAGAGUUUAGUGAAGAAAAUGUUGAGUUCUGGCUUGCCUGUGAAGACUUCAAAAAAACAGAAAGUGCAGAAAAGAUGGCUUCUAAAGCCAAGAUGAUUUAUUCUGAAUUCAUUGAAGCUGAUGCCCCUAAAGAGAUCAACAUUGACUUCAGUACCAGGGACCUCAUCUCAAAGAAUAUUGCAGAACCAACUCUCAAAUGUUUUGAUGAGGCUCAGAAGUUAAUCUAUAGUCUUAUGGCCAAGGAUUCUUUUCCUCGAUUUCUAAAGUCAGAGAUUUAUAAGAAACUGGUAAAUGGCAAGCAAGUUGGAAAUCAUAAAAAAUGGUUUCCUUUUUUGUAA